Molecule: messenger RNA, 1763 nt
Organism: Scatophagus argus
Lineage: Eukaryota; Metazoa; Chordata; Actinopteri; Scatophagidae
Gene: tacr2
Product: tachykinin receptor 2
Exons: 8
Coding region: 351-1661 (436 amino acids)
Biological process (GO): positive regulation of flagellated sperm motility; G protein-coupled receptor signaling pathway
Cellular component (GO): plasma membrane; sperm midpiece
Molecular function (GO): substance K receptor activity
Source: RefSeq, a predicted model, not a curated record
GCGCACUCGCGCGCCUGUCUGUCUGUGCGUCUCCGUCACUCAUAGCAGCUUGUACCUUAAUCAGGUAGUUACACAUUCCAGGGGAAAGACAGGGGAGAGAGAGAGAAAGUGUGUGUGUGUCUGUGUGUGUGUGUGUGUGUAUGUGUGUUUACGUGUGUGAGAGAGAGAGAGACAGAAAGGGACAGAGAACGAGAGUAGAGAUGUCUUGAGAUGUCUUGAUGGAUUGUUGGAUGGACCUGGUUGUCCAUUACGCAGGAGUCUAAUUUUCGGACGUUAUUAGCUAUGGAUCGCUCAGAUCGAUUUUAAAACUGACAGCAUCCAUUAUCAGAGAGGUGAUCAAGGAGACAAAUAUGGACGCCGAGACUCUUAUUAAACACAUUGAACGAGACAUGGAGGCCACUUCCUUACCUUUAUCAGUGACCGAUGACUGGCUGGAGGAUGGAAACGAGACAAGCGGGAAUCAGUUCCAACAGCCUGACUGGCAGGUGGCUCUGUGGGCUAUAGCCUACUCCCUCAUCAUCCUGGUGUCCAUCACUGGGAACAUCACAGUGAUCUGGAUUAUCCUCGCUCACAGGCGCAUGAGGACUGUAACCAACUACUUCAUCGUCAACCUGGCCUUCUCUGACGUUUCCAUGGCGUCAUUCAACACUCUUUUUAACUUUGUCUACGCGCUUCACAAUGACUGGUACUUUGGUCUGGGCUACUGCCGAUUUCAGAACUUCUUCCCCAUCACUGCCAUGUUUUCAUCAAUAUACUCGAUGGCUGCCAUCGCGGUGGACAGGUACAUGGCCAUCAUCCACCCCCUGAAACCCCGCCUCUCAUCCACCUCUACAAAGGUUGUGAUUGCCCUGAUCUGGAUAGUAGCCAUCUCGCUGGCUUUCCCUCAGUGUUAUUACAGUGUGACCAGAUUUUACUACCCCAGAACUGUGUGCAUGGUCGACUGGCCUGAUGAUUAUGGGGGAACACAUCAGCUAAGUUAUCAGUAUGCAGUCAUCUUGCUGAUCUACUUGCUCCCUCUGCUGGUGAUGUUGGUGACCUACAGUUUAGUCGGUCGAUCGCUGUGGGGAGGGCACAUCCCCGGAGAGGGGACGGACCACUACCACAACCAGAUAACAGCCAAGAGAAAGGUGGUGAAGAUGAUGGUUGUCGUGGUGGUGACCUUUGCCCUGUGCUGGCUGCCCUACCACAUCUACUUCAUACUGGGAUCAUUUAACAGAGAGAUUUAUAAACAACAUUACAUUCAGCAGGUGUAUCUGGCCAUUUUCUGGUUGGCGAUGAGUUCGACCAUGUACAACCCCAUAAUUUACUGCUGUCUUAACCAAAGGUUUCGUGCUGGUUUCCGUCACGCUUUCGCCUGGUGUCCCUUCAUUAAAGUGUCGGAGGAGGACAAGAUGGAACUGCAGCACACACACACCUUCAGAGUCACCAUGACGCGCAGCCACCGCAAAGACAGCGCAUGCAUGCAUACCUCCACCAAAUUAAACCACAACUUUGACACAAACAUGGCCGUCAGCGCCGAGCCGAACACUGAGAGAAAUGCUUACAUUCAGCUUAAAAAACAGACAUCGUCAAAAACAAACAGAACGCACAACACAGAUGUGGCGAAGAGGCCGAACGAUACAAAAUCCUCAGCUGUCAAACUUAUGCAGCAUACUUACUGACUACUACAGCCAAUAAAGACAGAUGAGAGGCAACCACAGCUGAGCAAACCACGUAACUUUCAUCCAUAUGGAAAAUCUUGAAGAAAACAGUUGUUUGUUAGA